Exophiala aquamarina CBS 119918 is the source of this 510-nucleotide messenger RNA. RefSeq lists its product as uncharacterized. NCBI's taxonomy places the organism in Eukaryota, Fungi, Ascomycota, Eurotiomycetes, Chaetothyriales, Herpotrichiellaceae. Gene Ontology annotation, biological process: L-methylmalonyl-CoA metabolic process. The coding region runs from base 1 to 510 and encodes 169 amino acids. The transcript has 2 exons. The record is from RefSeq and is a predicted model, not a curated record. Gene Ontology annotation, molecular function: metal ion binding; methylmalonyl-CoA epimerase activity; lactoylglutathione lyase activity.
AUGUCAUCGCAAGAGAACCUGGUCAUCAACCACGUCGCCAUCGGGGUGCCCAACUGCGAGGACGCGGCCUCCUUCUACACGUCUGUCUUUGGUUUCCGCGUCCUCAAAUGCGCGACCCGGGACCGGAGAGAAAGCCCGGGAUCGCCCAUGUUCGCCAUGUACGGCUCGAAGCUCCAACGGGUCAAGCUCGUGUUCAUGUCCGCAGGCAACGGAGUCGGGUUCGAGAUCUUCGAGUUCGUCGAUCCCCCCCACGAAGCGAACCAACGUCCUCCUGUCAAGUUCGAAGACGGCGCGUACACGCGAGGCGGCUUCUUUCACAUCGCCGUCACCUCAGCGGACCCUGGUGCUCUGGCCGCGCGUGUCGUCGAGAACGGGGGGAGGAAGAUCUCGACCGAGGUCGAUCUGUUCGGCGAGACGGCGAUUUACAUUGCCGACCCGUGGGAGAAUGUGAUCGAGGUGAUGAGCUGCAGUUUCGAGCGGCUAGUUGUUGGGAAAACGCCUGGAUCGUGA